Molecule: messenger RNA, 3087 nt
Organism: Aplysia californica (California sea hare)
Lineage: Eukaryota; Metazoa; Mollusca; Gastropoda; Aplysiida; Aplysiidae
Product: nesprin-1-like
Exons: 21
Coding region: 1-3087 (1028 amino acids)
Biological process (GO): nuclear migration
Cellular component (GO): meiotic nuclear membrane microtubule tethering complex; nuclear outer membrane; cytoplasm
Molecular function (GO): actin filament binding
Source: RefSeq, a predicted model, not a curated record
AUGACUUUCUUAUCUUUUAUUUACACAAUUUAUUUGCUUGAUAAUUUUAGUUUGCUGCAAGACAUCAGCUCCCACCAGAGACUGAUCGACUCUGUCAUUGAGAAAGCACAAGCCGUACUGAAAAGCACCACCAACCCUGAAGUGGCCGACUUCAUCACCAAUGUGAGCUCCAGAUAUGAAAAACUCAAUCUGGAUGCAAAGAACCUGAUCCAGAGAAGCGAGCACCACGUGGUGCUGCACCAACAGUUCCAGGACAGCAUGCAGGCCGCCGUGGACUGGAUGGCCCUGAUGAAGGACAAGCAGACUCUGUGUGCAGACACCACGGGGGACAGACACACCAUACAGAACAAGCUGGACAGACUGCAUGAGCUGAUCACAUGCAUGCCAGAGGGUGGCAGCAAGCUGAAAGAGUGCGACAACCAAGCCCAGGUCACCAUGGACACCACGGGCCUGAAGGGGCGACAGAACAUCCAGCAAGAGCUGGAGGUCCUGCGCCUGGACUGGGAGGACUACUCCAGCCGACUGACCUCCCUGCGCGACAGCCUGGAGCAGGCCCUGCACUACUGGAGCCUGUACGAGAGCAGCUACCAGCAGAUGUCUGGCUGGCUCAAGGCCAUGGAGAAGCAGGUGAAGGAGUGUCCGCUGAGGUCAUCGCUGGAGGAGAAGCAGGAGCAGCUGGCCAAGUACCAGGCUUUCCAGGAAGAUCUCGAUGAUAAUGAACAGGAAAUUUGUCAAGUUGUCACUCAAGGAGAGUUGCUGCAGGAGAUCCGUGGUCAGCAGAAGGAGGUGGACAAGUUCAGCGACGAGGCCCAGACGCUGCAACAGUUGACGUCGGAGUCGCGAGUGGGGAACUUUGUCUCACAGCUGGCCUCACGCUACCAGGCUUUGCUCAGCUCCGGCAAGGAACUGAUAAAACGCUGUGAGCAGAAUGUGGAAGACCACAAACUGUACAAGGACAAACUGACCGACAGUGGUCAGUGGCUUGAGAAGGCCCAGAAGAAGUUUGCCCAGUGCUCAGAGACAGGUGGCUCCCGGGCUGAGCUGGAGACGAGACUGGACAAAGUACAGGACCUUGUUCGUGAAAGAGACGCCGGCUUCUCCAAGCUGAACCAGUGUGUGGAGGCCGGGGAGCGACUGUACCCGAGCACGGCACCGGACGGUCGGGAGGUCAUUAGACAGGAGCUGCGUAAACUCAAACUGGGUUACGAGAGUAUGUUUGACGAGCUGAGCAACGUGCAGCGUAAACUGGAGGUGUCCAUGGUACAGUGGACCUCGUUUGAUGAGAGCUAUGGUCAGGUGGAGCACUGGCUGAGACAGAUGGAGUCCCAGCUGGAAGGACAAAUCCCCCUGAGGGCAACGCUGGAGGAGAAGAAGACACAGUUCCACAACUACAAGGCUCUCCAACAAGACGUGCUGUCCUACCAGAGGGUCAUUGAGAGCAUCAACGACAAGGCCAACAGCCUGGUACAAGCCAGCAGUGACCCCGAGCUCACCAAGUUCAUCUCACAGACUGGAGCACGUUACAAGAAGCUCUGUGCUGCUGCUAAAGAGCGUGUGAGCCAGUAUGAACAGUUUGUCAACGACCACCAACAAUACAAUGACAUGUACAAUGCCUGUGUGGACUGGCUCAAUGCCAUCAGGGAAAAACUGUCAGCCUGUUCGGACGUGUCUGGUGACCGCCAUGCCAUUCAGAGUCGGCUGGACAAGAUACAGUUCUUGCCCUCGGAUGGCUACAAACCUUCCCAAAUUAUAACGUCACGUUUACAUGACAUUCUGGCCACCAAGAUGGAGGGGGAGCCCAAGGUGAAGCAGGUCCUGGAGCUAUCGGAGCAGGUCCUCCCACACACGGCUCCUCAAGGUCGGGACAUCAUCACACGGGACACGGACGCCCUCAAAGCUGACUGGGAGGCCUUCAUCAGGGCACUUGCCAAGACCAAAAGUGACCUUGAGUCAUGCAUGGACCAAUGGAAAGGCUUUGAGUCAUGGCACGAACGUUGCGGAGCCUGGCUGAAAGACCUGGAGUCUCGUCUGCGUGAUGUCGACCUCCGCGCCACACUGCCGGAAAAACAGACUCAGCUGGAUAAGCUCAAGGCUCUCCAGACAGAAGUUGCCAACCACCAGAGCGACCUUGACUCUCUGAGCGAUGCAGCCCAGGACUUGGUGCGGGUCAGCGCUGACUCACGUGUGGUCAGCCAAGCAUCUCAGUUGACCACAAAGUAUCAGUCUGCAACCAUUAAUCUCAAGGAGCUGUGCCGUCGGUGGGAGCAGUACGUGCUUGACCACCAGGCUUACAUGGAGUCAUUUGACCAGUGCCGAGCCUGGCUGGCACAGAUGAAGGACAAAGUGGCCAGAGUGGUGGACACCAGUGGUGAUAAGUCCACAGUACAGGACAGGCUGGGCCAGGUCCAGGAGUUGCUGAACGAGAAGGAGGAGGGGAUGCACAUGCUACAGAUCACGCUGGACAACCUUCAGAUGGUGCUGCCCAACACCUCGGUGUCAGGCCGCGACAACAUGCGCCGGGACAUGCAGACGCUGCAGCAGGAGUACGACGCCCUCUCGGCCGAGCUCAACGAAGCGAAGACGCAGCUGGAUGGCACGCUGGCGCAGUGGACCGUCUACGAUGACAGCGUGGAGCAGUUGCAGAGGUGGCUCAAGGAUCUGGAAGGGCAGGUGGCUGCCGACUCUCAGAAGCAGAACACCCUGCAGGAGAAGAAGCUUCAGCUGGAGAGGGUGAAGGUUCUCCAACUGAACAUCUCCAGUCAACAGAGCACCAUCGACAGUCUCAAUGAGAAAGGGCUGAGUCUGAAGCGUACUAGCCGCGACGGCAACCUCGGAGCACAGAUCGCACAUGUAGUCGAUCGCUACGAGAAACUGGUGCAGAGGGCAAAGGAACUGAACGAGUCUUGUGAGAAGAACCUGCGGGAUCACCAGACAUACCGCGACACAUACAUGGACACGUCUGAUUGGCUGGGCUCGGCCAUGGACAAGCUUGGUCUGUGCAGCGAUGUGAGGGGAGACAGGCAUGCUAUUGAGGCACAGCUGCACAAGGUUGAGGAAAUCGCUGUAACGAGUGAAGUUGGGAACUGA